This is a messenger RNA of Catharus ustulatus (Swainson's thrush), 6589 nucleotides long. RefSeq names its product CRACD like (gene CRACDL). The coding region runs from base 359 to 3232 and encodes 957 amino acids. The transcript is spliced from 12 exons. The record is from RefSeq and is a predicted model, not a curated record. NCBI's taxonomy places the organism in Eukaryota, Metazoa, Chordata, Aves, Passeriformes, Turdidae.
CUUCCGCGUUAGAAACAGGGAUCACUUGGGGAAAGGUUCAAGGCAGUGCUCAUAACUCAUGCUUUGGGAAGACAGAGUAGCCCCCAUGCUGAGUAUCUGAUGAGAUGUAGGGUGCGCCUGUCCAAGUCGAACUGAAUUGAGACUUUCAGAAUUCUCUGUGCAAACUUGAAAGUGCCUCUGCUGGUUUUGCUACCACUUAAAUGUUUGGCAAGGUGACAGAUCCCUUCUGAAACACCAGUAGCCUUUUGUGGUGUGUUGAAUCUGACAAACAGGAACCUACGCAGGUGCACAACAUUCAAUUCUGGGACUAUUGACCUGCCUUUGUACUUGCUAAAGUUUCACUGAACGUGAUUGCCACAUGAGUUCCUCAAGGAUAAUGGACCCUAAGAUGAGAGAGGCUGAAGGAGAUGGAGAGGACAAUUCAGGAAAGAAAAAAUCAAAGUUCAAAUCUUUCAAGAAGUUUUUUGGCAAAAAGAAAAGGAAAGAGACGUCAUCUUCUGUAAGCAGCAGUCUGAAGUUGUGCCAGUCAACAAGUGAUGUCGCAGCCUCUCAUGACAUGCGCAUUAGUUAUGAUUCUGAAGAUGAACUUGAGACACAUAAAGGCAUUAUGGGAAGCAGAGCUUUGUCACAUGAUAGCAUUUUCAUCCUUGAGACUGGGCAAGAGCCUGCAAGGCCAGUAAGAGUGUUUUCUCAAGAAAACGUUUCUGAUCGGAUUAGAGCUUUACAGCUGAAACUCCAGCCUACCAUGAAAUUGGGGCCUCCGCCUCCAUUUGGGCUUCAUGCAAAGCGAACAGAGGACGCUGGGACCAGUUCUGAAGAUGAUGGAUUACCCAGGAGCCCUCCAGAAAUGUCUUUGCUCCAUGAAAGCUUAAACUCAGGCAUGAGAACAAGAUUCUCUGAUUCUCACAAGCACCUUAGCUCUUUGAGUUUAGCUGGAACAGGCAGUGAAGAAGAAGAACAGAUUACAUUAGGUUCUUCAUCUAGAUCUCGCUCUACAGAUGGUCAGCUGUUCACUAGGCACAGAAGUACCAACACUGAGUCUCCCCGGACAUCAUCUGACAGCACCAUCUCCCCGACAGCCAAUUUUGACACUCCACCUGAGCUUUCUGCUUUCCUGGAUAAUUCUGCUGCUAAACACAAGCUUUUAAUAAAACCCCGGAACCAGAGAUCCAGUAGAAUAAGAAAAUUUUCUCAGAAGACCCAGUCUGAAUCUCUGACUGAUUUGAGCUGUACCCCAGAGGAAGAAGAAGAGGAUGAUGCUGUAUUCAAGCCCAGCAAUCAAGAACUGCCAUGCAGCACAGCUGCAAUACAGAAUGUGGCUUCCUGGACAAAACCCAGAAUGCCUGAGGACCUCCCCCCUGCUUUGAGACCUGUGAUGACUCAGCCUGCUUCCGAGUCUGCUGUAGGACAGGAAACCCUGCUACCAGAGAAUAAGCCGGAGGACUGCCAACCAACACUGGAAAUGACAUGUGAGGAGUCUGAGCCCUCAUUUCUGUCAGAAGGCAAAGACUCUGCAACUUCUUUCUAUUCCAGUUCAGACAGAGAAGUACAAAAGCAAGAAGAUUCCUCAGAAACACUGGUUCUAUUGUCUGGGGAUGUGUCAAAUCAAGAAAAUAAGGAGCUUCCUACUGUGUUUCCAUUAAAUAAAUUACCUUCUGAAGAAAAUAUUUCAAUUAGUAAAAAUAGCAUUGUUUCCUUGGGAAGGUCAGAAGAAAAUAAACAGAAGGAUGAUCAAGUAUCUGUGGAAAUGCCCUGUAAUAAAGGGGCAAACAAAGAGUUUACGCUGUUGACAGAGUCCAGCAAGGAGUUUUUCAUGGAUUCUUCUCAGCCUACAGACUCAUUCCCUGUUUCACAUCCUGCUUCCUCAACGCAAAUGGGAUCAUCUACUUUCUGCUCUCUAGAGAAAAUAAAGACUGCACAGGAGGCAGCUGCUUCUGAUAAGGAGAACAGCCAGUCACUGGUCCACAAGGAGGAACAGUUGGGGAAGAAAGCUGAAAAGGCAGUCAAUGAACUCAAUGCCUUCAAAAAAUUUUCUGUUUCCUCUGCACGGGAGAGACCAAGCACCAGAAGCCUGUAUUUCCCAGAAAGAUCAGAGUUGGAAACCCCAUUAAAUACUGGAUUCUUCCUGUCCAAAGCAAAGGUCUCCUCAAGAAAUGAGAGGCAGCAAGACAACUUCCAGAAGGGAUUAGAAAUGGAUGAGGAAAAAAGUGGUAGCAAAAAGGAGACUUUGCUGCCAGAGUCCUACUCUGACAACACAGGCAAACCCACAGAAAUUUUGGCCAGUUAUGUUUCCCCAGCUGUUGAUGCAGUACCAAUGCCAAGCAGUUCUUCAGUGGUAUCUCAGAAUCAGCCAAGUUGUAAAGAUAAAAGUCCUUUUCAAGUGAAACUUAGAUCCACCUCACUGUCCUUGAACUAUGGAGACAACUCACCACCAGAAUCAAAAGGGAUUAAAAGAUACAGUGCAGAAUUUAAUUUAGAAAAUGAGGGAUUGACUUCCUUUCUAAGAGGUGAUAAGGCAGAGAUCAGAAAAAGAGCCAAUACAAAUACUGGUGAUUCUUUAAAUGAAAAGAUCAAGCCCAAAGCAAAGUCCUCUGAACAGCUUAGUAGCAAACCUCCAUUGCCUAAAAAGCCAGUGUUGCAAAGCAUAACCAUUCCGAACACUACUGCAAGCAAGGAGAAGCAGGACAAAGCUAUUCACUCUCCUGAAUCCAGAAAUGAAGACAGAGACUUGGAGAAACAGUCAACUGCUUGUAAAGUGCCUGAGAAAAGCGUGCCUUCCCUCGUGGCUGCUGAAGACUCUGGAAGAGAUCCCGACACUCCUACAGAGCCAGUCUGGAUUUCCAUUGCAAGGCAAAAGCAGAGGGGCAUGCAUCAGGAGAAGGAACUCGACAGAGAAAAGCUUGUGGCUCCAGAUAACAAGUCAAAUACAGAGAAAGAGAAUAAAGGAAAUGAACAGACAGAGGGGCCAGUGAAGCAACAAUGGAGCAAACCUUCACACUCGGCACCUAAAAACACUUCUGAAGAGCAGAGGAAAGACACCAAGCCUGAAGCGAAGUCCCUGCUGAGAACUAACUCAUUGUCACAUGUAGCUCCAUCACCUGCACUGGUGGAUAAGGAGGAAAUAAGCCACUUGAAGAAAACCAGUAAUGCUGCUCCAGAUCAGCCAUCGUGGAUGGAGCUGGCCAAAAAGAAGUCUCAAGCUUGGAGUGAUAUGCCACAGAUUAUAAAAUAGAAUGAUGCAAACAAGUAGCAUCUUUCAUAAUUAAGUCACCUACUUAACUGAACUCCUACAGACCAGCUAAUCACAGUGAAGAAUCUCUUGAUACAGAAGGGUUUUAUUAUACAGCUGUGGAGAAAGCGUGCAAUAGGUGCAGUCAAAAAGUUUACCUUCAGUUUUGUAGCAAUCAGAAUUGCAAUGGCAAUGGAUUACUUAAAUUAUGCUAAGGACAUACUUACACUUUGGAAAAUAAAACUUUUGCCUUAUGUAUUUCCUGCAUUUUCUGCUUUUAAUGAUGUUUGUAUCCAAACAGGAUCUUUGCUAAACUUUGCUGAACUUCUGUUGUUGCUGGAAAUUUCUAUUUGUUGUGGUUUUCUCUGUUUACAGUUAUAAAUUGUGCUCUUACAUCCUGAUUCUCGUGAUGUGUUUCACUGGAAUCAUGUGACACUUUCUACCAAAGCUGUUCAGCCUGUGGAGGUAUUCCUGAACAGCUGCUAGUGAGUGCUCCAUUAAAAUGUGUUGCUUGAGCUGCAGGUUUGCCUAGAUAAGCCAGUGGUACAGUUUCUGGGUUUAGGUUACAUUUCAGGGGGCACAAAUGUGCACAUUUAUGUGUGACUAUGAAAAAAAUUCCUCAGUUCUUUCUGUGAGCAACCUUGGUUGCACAGUGCUUUCAAGCAGGCAAGCAGUAAGGAAAUGGAACUGCAGUUGGAAGCUCAUCAAUGCAUUCACAGUUGCCUUCCUAUCUGGAUUCAUCUGGAUGCAACUGGCUUUCCUUCCUGUGAAACCUCAUGCCCAGUCAGGAGGAUGGUAUUAGUAACAGUGGUCAAUAUGAAUUUAAUUAAAAAUUAAGAACUGAAAAUCCCGCAGCUAAAGUUCAAACUGAAAUGCUGGGGAAAACUGAAUUUCAUCACAGCACCAGCUUCACAUAUCCCCCCCACAUAAUCUUAAUUCCUCUCAUUAAAAACCAGUAACAUACAGAUAAGUGUCUGUACUUGACUACCUUUAUAUAACAUCCUCGUGCUCAUUGGCCUGAAUCUCCCCCACCAGUCUGUGACUCCCACUCAUGAAGUCUCCUACGCUCUUCACCUUUGCUGGUUUAGCAAGAUUGACAAGAUAAAUCAUUUGCUGCUGAUUGACUGAAACUACUCUGAACAUAUUUUAUGACCUCCCUGUGAGUUACAGAAGCAAAGGACAAACCUUGUGAUGCCCCACUGCUAAGACAAGCAUUUAAUUUUGUUUAUGCAUGGGUGAAGUACUACCUUAGCACUGCAAUCCCUAGAUUUAUUUAUGCUUCUAUUAGUGGUUUUUGUUUUUAUUAUCACAUUAGGUUCUUUUUGGAAAAAUGUGGGAAGACUUUAGGAAACGUAGGAUUUUCUAGCACCUGCAUUUGCAAUUUUGAAAUCUUGUCUUCUCUACAGAGAUGAGAAGGAAAACCUGAGCUCUUGGUAAUGAAAACUGCAUUGAGUAAUGAAUAAAGAAAUACAGAAUUGAGCACGUGAAUAUCCAAGAUGUUGUUGAAGGUUUUCAGUCAGGUUGUGUUCAGUUGUUAAAACCGGAGGAGGAAAAGCUAGUUUUCUGUUUGUCAGAGCCAGUGAGCCUGCAUGGCUGUCAGGGUCAGCCUGCACGGCUGCUGGGGUCCUGAAUGGGGCCAUGCACAGACCUGCUGCAGCCCAUCACAGAGCUGUCAGUAGCCCUGACCCAAACAGGGUUCUGCCAGCUGUCCCAGCAUUUUCUCCUUCCUGCAGAUGGCCAAAGGUAGUGUGAGAUACCUGCUGAAAUCACAAGUGGCAAGACAGCUCUCUGUCAAACAGAUCCACACCAGAAAUGGUAACUUAAUUACAGGACAUGCAACCUUGGGCUCAACUGCCCAAAGGCUGGUUGUGCAAAAAACUUCCACACUUCUCCCCCGUGAGUAAGCAUGCACAGUCCUUAAUCUCAAGUGGUAUUUUUUCUUUUUUGAUAUUAAUAUUCUAGGACCUACAGCAGAAAUAGGUAGAUUUUUGAGAUACAAUAGAAAACAUCUUAACUCCCUUUCUUUUCAAAAUAUCCUUUCUAAAAUAAAUAACUAAUUAACAUAAAGUGUAAUGUUAAGAUAUGCUAUUACCUUUUGUAGCAAUCUUGAAAAAAAACCCCAGUUUCUCUAUUUAAGGAAUAUAACAUAUAAAAAAAGACCAAAUGUGUACCCUUUAAUUAUUGCCGCUCCAUGGAAAGGUUUUCUGGAAAUGCAGUUAGAGGUAUAUUCUGUCUUUUUACAAUUCCCCCCCUGUUUAAAACAAUUAAAACUGCAAGAACUUUUGCAAUCAGUGGUCUUCUUCAUAUUGUCCCACCCCUGAAAUGGCCCUGGCCUUUGUGCAAGAGAUGCCACUUGGCCACUUGAACCUCUGAUAUGACAGCCAGGGAAAUUUUUAUUUUCUCACAGUGUUGUUCUGUCUCCAGAUUUCUAAGACAAAGGGUCACGCAAGUAGGGCUUGCUGUAGGUGUCCUGCAGCAGACAGGCAGAAAAUAGUUUUAGAACUCAGGUAUUUUUCUGUGGUGAAGUGGCUCAUUUGUGGAACUAGAAAGAUGCAAAUAAAAAUGUAGUUCUCUCCUCUGUAUGAACAGUGAGUUAUGUUUCACAUGCGAUGCCACCAGAAAAGCCUUUCAGAUCUGAUCAGCUUUCCUGAGGACAUCAUUAUACUUUUCCAGCUGAGAGGCAAUAUGACUAACUCAGGCUGAUCCAUUUUGCUCAGGCAGCUGCAACAUAUAUUGCUAGAAUGUAACAUCUAACAGGGAAAUAAAAUGUAAAAAUUCACCUUUUGUUCAUGACUCAUGCACAUAAACUAACAGAGUUGGUAUUACAGUCAAAGAACAACAACAAAAUGGACUUGAAAAAUAGAAGUUUCCUCUUCCAGAAAUACUGCAUGAGACAUCUUUGGCUUUCUGUUUAAUGAGCAAGGUGUCUUCCCAGCAGUGAAGGGCCUCACAUAAUGCAAAUGAAAUCAUCUAUCAGGCAUCUUUCAACACAAAACCCCUAAAUUUGAUUAUUUAUGCAGUUUAAUAGUUGAUUUAGCCUAAUCAGCUACCUCCCAAUGUUUAGUAAUUUUAUGUAAAAAAAAAAAAGCAACUAAAUUAUUUUAAAUGGAUAGUGAAGUGCAAUUUUUAACGCCAAAAUAUCCCUUCAGUCUUUACUUUGAUAUGGUGUUUUGUAUUGUGCUGCCUUUGACAAUAAAAACUGUUGCAUUUUUUAUCAAGAUGAAGAGGAACAUAAAAUCUUGUUGCCAGUGAAAAAAUUCAGCAGCAAAGUAGCAAGCAGCUUGCUGUGAUUUUGCAAUGUUAUUAAUUCUGUCUUGGUCUCAAGGAGCACAAUAAACUUGCCAAAAUGUUUGCUUUGUA